AUGAAGAUUGUACCGAGAGCCAAGCAAUUAUGCCUUAGAGAUGGUAGAGAAGCUGUGAUAAUCGGUGGUAUGGUGUUGGACAUUCACGCCCUACCCCUCUCUCCUCCUGCUCCUGGAACCUUAACCCCUGGCAAAGAUGAUGUACAAGAAGAUGAACAACCUUAUACCUUGGCUGCAGGGAGGGCUAAACGGCAAAUUAAGCCUCCCCAGAGAUAUGGCUUCACUGAUUGGGUAGCUUAUGCUCUUAUAAUUGCUAAAGAUGUUGGUGAUCUCGAUAAAAAGGAGAUCUUUAACUUGUUAUGUUUUAUUCCUAGUGGUUUCGCGGUUAGUUGGAGAGCAAUCUUGUGGGACACGACUGUUUUGUCUACCACCGAAGCAAAGUACAUGGCAGCAAUGAAAGAGGCAAAGGAAGCUCUUUGGUUGAAGCGUGUGAUUACAGAACUUGGGAUGAAGCAGGAGGGAGCCUCCGUUAUCUUUUGUGAUAACCAAAGUGCAAUCCAAUUGACCAAGAAUUUAUAUGAAGUUCUUAAACUCAGCAAUUUCAAGGCAGGUAUCCUUCAAACCCAAGAUAUUACAACUGCUGUGGUCUGCUGUGUACUUGAUCCAAAUGGUGAGGUAGCUGCCGGUGUUGCAAGCUUUGAGUCAAUUGAGAAAUUUCUCACUGCUGAGUGGAUUCAACAAUUUAGAUACAAGAUAUCUUCUGCUCCAGUAGUCAUGGUUGAUGCUAACCUGAACGAUUGUGCUCUUGAAGCUUCUUGUCAAUUGGCUGCGGGAGAUAAUAUUCCUCUGCGGUUUGAACCAGUAUCAGUUGCCAAAUCCAAAAAAAUUGCUCCUCUUGUGAAGUAUGUAACUUAUGUAUCUCCAAAUGAAGAUGAGCUCUUUGCAAUGGCAGAUGCACUAUCUCCUGGAAAGUUAUAUUGUUCGAGCGAAAGUUAUAAGAGCGAAAAGAACUGUCCUCCAGAAUCGCUCAUCAAAAUGCUAAAACCUGCAAUAAUUCUUUUGCUUGAGAAGGGCGUAAAAAUUGUAGUUGUAACCAUAGGCGCACGAGGAGUAUUUCUAUGCUCUAAAGAGGGGUCUAUUUUGACGAGAACUGUUGUGGAGAAACCCCAAACACUUGGUGUAAGUUCAGAACUGCACAGACUGAUCUCACCUAAUUGCCUUUCACAUAAGUUUCAUGAUGCCAGACAGAUCGAGGGAACCUCUCAUCUCUUUGCUUUGCAUCUUCCUGGCCUUCCUGCAUCUGUUAAGAAGCUUACUGGGGCUGGCGAUUGUUUGGUGGGUGCUACACUUGCAUCAAUAUGUGAAGGUUUGAACAUUAUACAAGCCAUCUCAGUUGGUAUUGCAGCAGCAAAAGCCACUGUCAAGGCAGAUUCGAACGUACCCUUGACGUUUGAUCUAAUUGGAGUUGCAGAUGAUGCUCGGUUGGUUUACUCGGCUGCGAAGGUUGUUUAUGAUGGACCACUGUGAACUGCUGCCAGCUUCAAGAUGAUGACGAUCGUCAAGUAACUGGUGCAGAAUUGGACUCAGAGACUGCUCUUUGCCGUUUGACUUCUUUUGCUUUUGGACUUUUCGUUUGGUACAUUGGUGGUGUAGAAUAUAUACUCUACAAGUAGAGUUGAGAUACUGACACAUGUACAGUGUUCAGUUUCUGUUACUGCAUCAGUUCCAUUAGUAGAUGAAUCCUUCCAAUCAA
This is a messenger RNA of Syzygium oleosum, 1693 nucleotides long. RefSeq names its product pseudouridine kinase-like. Bases 1 to 1467 code for a protein of 488 amino acids. Lineage: Eukaryota; Viridiplantae; Streptophyta; Magnoliopsida; Myrtales; Myrtaceae. The transcript has 8 exons. The record is from RefSeq and is a predicted model, not a curated record.